Molecule: messenger RNA, 5508 nt
Organism: Caretta caretta (loggerhead turtle)
Lineage: Eukaryota; Metazoa; Chordata; Testudines; Cheloniidae
Gene: COPRS
Product: coordinator of PRMT5 and differentiation stimulator
Cellular component (GO): nucleus
Molecular function (GO): histone binding
Source: RefSeq, a predicted model, not a curated record
GGGGCCUCCGUGGAGGGGCGGGGCAGCCUCAGGCGGGGAUGGAGGGGCCGGGGGGGCGGCAGCGGGAAGACGAUCCGCUGGAGCCGCUCCUAGGCCCAGAGAUAACGGUGCCUGCAGGUGACUGCACAUGUCAUGAGGAAGAAGAACUUGUGAAGGGAGGGACAGUUGUGAAUUGGAGGCCUAGAAAAGGCUGUUUGGCAAGGAACGUUUCUGAUGGCGAGUCUCACCAGAGUAGAUUUUCUGGUUGCCCAUGCUAUGAAAGUGACACUGCUCAUUCAGAUUCCUCAGGGCCUCCCAUUAAAUGGCUUGGUGACUUAGAUGACUUCCAGAGUGACCUUGAGGACUGGGAGUUGGAUGCAUCUUUCCCUGAGCUGAAAAUUGAUUCUCAGUACGAGGAAGAGGACUGGGAUAAAGAAUUGGAGGAUGCUGAAUGUAAUCCAUAUGUGGCUUGGUCCCCCUCAGGCCGUGGAAGCCAGGCAGGACCUGUUUCUGGUGUGAGGAUUUCCAAGAAGCCGUGGAUCCCACUAACGCAACAGAGUCAGAAAGCAGAUGGGAGAGAAGGAACAGAAGAGACCAGAUGGCAGAUGUCUAUCUUUCCAGCCUCUUUCCAACUCAGAGGUCCCCAUCCAAAUCGGCGAGAGCUUUCUGGACGUCAAACAUGGCUGAUGCCCUGAUACAGAAGAAAUGCAAAGAUGUGGCUGUUCAGAUGCUCUGAAGAGCUGCAGUACUAUCCAUCCCAGCAGAGCAUGGAAGGCCCACAUAUUGCUCGACAAAGCCAGGCAGAAAUUCAAAGAAUACUUUGAUCCACACAAAUAUGAUGCUUAGAGAAGAAAUAUUUCCGAAAAAGCCAGUUGUCAGGUGAGACCAUUGACCAUUAUGUUACAGAGCUACAUGAUAAAGCCAAGUCCUGUGAAUCUGAAUACUUAGCCAAUGGACUAAUUAUUAGUGGUAUGACUGGGUAGCCAGGUUAAAGAAAGGUUAUCAUGAGCAAUAGGACUUGGCUUUUCAAAGAAAGUGGCUGGUGAAACCAUACUUCCCAGAUGAAAAUGUUAGCAAGCAGUGGAAGAACUGAAGUGUACCUCGUUAAAAUGGAUACACAGGUAUCAAAGUACAUUACUCAGGUGAAGUAAUCUAUCAAGGCUUGACCUUGAAGUCCUAAAUUUAGUGUCUAUAGCCAUUCUAUUCUUAGCUUUGGCCUAGACUGCCAACAAAGGUGCCAGCUGUGGUCAUUACUCGUCCUCCUUUACUAUACGUUACUUAUCUCCUUCCCUAUCCCAUACACGAUAUUGUCAAUGGCUCUGAAGAGUAGACAGCAUGCAUGCCAAAAAAACCAGAGGUAGAAAGGCGAGAGAGCCACGAAUUUAUUCCAGCUCUAAAACCCACCCACUGUUCUAUAUUGUAGGAUAAGAACAUGCUCCUGCUUUUCAGCUUUAGAUCUUUAUGGCAGUUUGCCUCUUGUCCUGUGUACGCAUACAGCACUACAGAAGCCAUAAAAAUAACUUGAUUUAAGAAAUCUCCACUGCUGAGAUAUGUGCCACAUUAGUGGUUCUCGUGGAAAUGUUUUGUAGGUUUUGAUUUAUGCUGUAAACCAGCUUGAGCUACUUUUAAGAUACAUUAGUUUGGACAAAAUGAUGUCAAAAUAACUCAAAGCUCUGAACUCCUCCACCUCCAACGUGUCACUCUCUAACCUGGAGACUGGAGCAGAGGAUAGCAUGCACAAACACACACCAGGAAGGGGAGCUAAGAUUUUGACAUUAAAGAAAAGAGGAUGGGCAAUUCAGAGUUCACUGUGCCACUUGAUCCUGAAUUCAUCUACUCUCCCUGGUAGGAUCUGUUAUAAAGAGCUGCACAGAGGAGGUCAUUCGCAGUGCACAUCACCACCAAAUUUUAUUGCUUCUACAAAAUCCAGGAGCUCUGCUAUGCGUUCUUGAGCACCACUUCUGGCUCCUUAUCUAUUAACUCGCUAUUUACAUGUCUGUGGACUUGUGAUGGUGCCUGCAGAUGAUAUUGCACAGGUUGGUGAAAUAAUUAUGAUGCUUUAUGCUUCUAUAGCAUUAUUCCUUGGCAGAUUUCAGAGAGCUCUGCAAACAUUAAUGAAUUAAUCCUCCCUACAUCCAUGUGAGAUGGGGAUAAUAUAAUACUGACAUAAGUGGGGAAAUGGAGAUACAAAGAGUUUUUAGGUCUUUUUGAAAGCUUGGGCCAGAUUGUAAGAAAUACUCAGAAGUUAGUUGUGGGCAUUCAGCAACUCUGAAAAGAAAUCUCAUGUCAUACUCAAAGUCCAUCCCUACCUUGGGCCAAGCAACCACGCGGCAAAUCAGUGGAAGGAGCCAAGAAUAGAAUCCAGGUAUUGGGGUCCUGAGGACUUUGCCCUAACCACAAGCUCAUCCAUCCAAAGCUUGUAAUGCUGGUUCCAUAAAACUGAAGUACAACUUAAUGAGCAAAGGAUAGAAUGGAAUUCUGAACAACGAAACCCCUUGCUUUGUUUGGUUUGUGUUGCAUGCUCCAUGUUGUUUUAAUAUAGACUCUAAUAUGCAAUGCAUUUUUAUUGCUUACUCUAAUAACUGAAUGAGUGCUAAGAGCCAAGCCAAACAAGUCUUGCCAAAAAGCCAAACACUUCACUUCAACUAGCAGAACGGAUGCCUCAAGUCUUACUUAGACAUGUAAAUCGAGUACCUUACCAGCCCAUUAGAGAAAGCAAAACAAACUGCACCUCUGAUGUCUGGAAAGCAGCCAAUGGGUGACAGUUUCACUGGACUAGCAGCUGAAACUGCCAUGGAUUGGGUUGGUCUUUCCUUCUACCAUUGCUCUCAAUAGGAAAGAGAGAGAAAACGAGAAAGACGAGGCAUGGCUAUGCAAAAAGUGCCAGCUCUUCCCAAGUUGCAUAAAAUGGAGCUCUGGGCUGAUUUUCAGAGACUGUACGCCCCUGCAGAUGCCUGGAACAUCUGUAAGAGCAGGAGUCGCUCAGGACCUUUGAAAACCAGGCCACUACUUACGGACUUGUUAUUUUCAAUACAAUUUGAAAAUCCUCCCUCACCUGGUGCAAAAUGAGUGUAACUCCAUUGACUUAAGUGCAUUUAUACCCAUUAACACCAGGUAGGGAUCUGACCCAAUUAACAUCAGUGGAGUCAUACCCUUUUACACCUACUGACUUCAACGGAGCUAUGCCCAUUUACACCUGUUGGGGAUCUGGCCCUGGCAUGUGUCCAUUUUUUGUUGGCUCCCUUUCCUUAUAUUUUCCCACAAUAUUCUGCCUAAUUUCCCUUCCCUCUCCUUGUAUUCCCCUCCCCCCAACAUUCUCCACCUUCUAUGCCUCUCCUCGUAGAUGUUCUUUGUUGUUCUCCGUGCUCUCCCUUGUUCCUUAUUUCUCCUACUCAUGCUCAUUUUCUCCCUUACAGGUUAGCCCUUUUCCUUCACAUUUCUCUCUGCAUAGAUUUAUUUUCAUUUCUUUACCCUUUGUUUUGUCUUGUAGGUGUCUCCUUGUAAAAGCAUUUCUUAGUGUCUCUCUCUCUCCCUCAUCCUCCCAAAGAGAUUAAAUUUUAGGGCCCCAAUCUCACCUUCAUUCCCCGUUUCUCUCCACCUAUCCCAGGGCUAUCCGAACUCUUUUCCUUUCCUAUAGGCCUCUCUUGCCUUUCCCAUGGUCCAUCCCCAGUCCUCUUCCCUGGACCUCCCAUAUGUAACCCAUUUCCUCCACAGCAGUAACUGAGAAAGAGAGAAAAUGAAGUGGGGGGAGGAACAUUACAUUACAUCCAAGAGUGAUGGUUCCUGAGAGAUGCCAAGUAUUGUCCUGCUAGCAUUAGUCUGGACUGUUUUCAUCUGGAUAGACAAGUUGAACCAACCAUCUCAAGCACUGACAAGAAAUUCACUAGUCUUCAUCCCAUGUAAUCGAUCAUUGCUCCCGAGUGAUGGAGGCAUUUUAUUCUGCACAAGCCUGCAAAUUAUAAGUGUUUCAGCAAAGACGUCACAGGAUGUAAACAUGCUCUCCGUUCUUUUCUUUGGGAUAUGCACCCCGUUUUUUACUUGUUAAGCUGUAAGCAUCUGUAGCUGCCAGCUAGCCGUGCUAUGGCCCAUAUAAUUAAGUAAUUAUAGAGAUGCAGUCUCAGCUGGGACAGAAAGUAAUCAGUCCUACGAGUUACAGAAGAGGCAGACUGCUACAUUGGUUCUGCCACCUUUUCCUUCGCAUAAGUUGAGCACACUGUAGGAACAAAGGACCACUGAGAGCUGGCCAUGCUACAGUACAGCUCUGUGUUUGCAGUGUUGGUGUAGCCAUGUUGGUCCCUGGAUAUUAGAGAGAAAAGGUGGGUGAGGUGCUAUCUUUUAUUGGCCCAACUUCUGUUGGUGAGAGAGACGAGCUUUCAAGCUACCCGCAGAAGAGCUCUGUGUGGCUCAAAAGCUUGUUUCUCUCACCAACAGAAUUUGGGCCAAUAAAAGAUACUACCUCACCCAUCUUGUCUCUCUAUUCUGCUAUGGUGUAUUAAAUGUAUACCUCAAAGGUACUAAGGAGUUUUCCCUCAGGAGAUAAUUGGGCUACAUUUUAGGUAGUAGCUUCCGAACUAUAACACCUCUGCCUUAUGCAUCCAUGCAGCAGCCUGUCUGUGCGUUUGUAUAGGUUUGGGGAAUGAUCAGAUAUAGGAGGAGGGAUGAUCAGUCACUGAAGGAGGAACUUAUGAUCCAUUCUUAGAACACUGCAGAGUCGCUUCUAAUUUGCCGCGCAGAACAUAACGCCUCAGACAGCCCAGAACUGCUGCAUCAUUCAUUCACCAGCUGUGAUUGACUCUCACACACUCCCACUGCCCCAGUUAAUCCAUGACUCAUGCUUUGCCUUUCAUUAACAAUAAAGAAGACACAUCUUUUUUAAAAAAAAAGAAUACAGCUGCCCAGUGUCUUGGGGUGUAACAUACCCCCUAGGACUCAGCGUUUAGAAAUGACCUUCAGCCUCCUAUGCCCACAGCAUGUGGGUCAGGACCAGAGCUAUUAUGGAAGAAGGUUGGGACCAAGUACCGUAGCUUGGGUUACAACUAGCUAAUCUAAGUGAUCAGAGCCAAGAAGAAAGCACUGUAUAAGUGGUACAUUUAUGAAUAUAUGCAUAGUUUGUGUUUAAUCAUAGAGCGCUCUCAAUCAUGCUCAAUUGCGCUAAAUAUGCUCAAGCUGUGUAUAUUGUUUUAACAGUAUGAGCCCUCAAUAAAUCACCUGUCACAGCCUCGCGUACAUUUUAAAGCAUUUAUUGCUAACGGAUUUUCACAAUGUGGUUUAAAGGACAUUGUUAUUAACGAACAUAACUGCAUACAGUUGUAAAUUUGAUAAGAAUGAAAGUUGCAUUUAUAAAUUACACUUUACUUUCAACUGUUGCUAGGAUUUUUAACUGAUUCAAAAUAAACUGGAUUUAACCUUGAUUUUUCUUUUUGCUAAAGCUAGGCUCUUACAAUCUGACGCUAAAAGGAAUUUAUAAGCACCGUAGUCCUAAUUCUGUGUUCCACAGUGCUGGUGAAAAUCCAAUCAACUCUAAUUAUG